Messenger RNA from Hypanus sabinus (Atlantic stingray), 5152 nucleotides. RefSeq names its product PKc_LIMK_like_unk domain-containing protein. Gene Ontology annotation, biological process: protein phosphorylation; actin cytoskeleton organization. The coding region runs from base 465 to 1421 and encodes 318 amino acids. The transcript has 10 exons. The record is from RefSeq and is a predicted model, not a curated record. Gene Ontology annotation, cellular component: nucleus; cytoplasm. Gene Ontology annotation, molecular function: ATP binding; protein serine/threonine kinase activity. NCBI's taxonomy places the organism in Eukaryota, Metazoa, Chordata, Chondrichthyes, Myliobatiformes, Dasyatidae.
AGCGGCCACAGCCCGAGUUUCUAGGACAACCUCUGCGAACAGUUGGGGAUGCGCCGCGCUCGCGUUUCAACGAGCACUCUCUGGCAACCAGGCAGAGAGGCGAGCGACGGAGCGGCUACAACUUUGAUGGGGUCCAAUCGUCCUCUGCAAUGCAGCCCGUGCAAAGCAAGCUUGGGAAAGUAGAGUUGAAUCGGGAGGUGGCCGGGAAGGGAGUUUUCAUCAAAGAUAUUUGAAACGUGCCUGAGUUUAGCUUGCUGGAGGAAACAGGACCGAAUUACCCAUCAACCUCUGGUUUCAGUCGGUGGAUCUUUUUCAUGCCGUGCAAUUUAUCAUCGAGGGAUGUCAACAUCAUUAGCCAGGCCCACCUCUAACUGUGCCUGAGCCUAGUGGCCUGCUGUCCAUUUCGGAGACGAUGAUGUUUGUGGAUCUGGAGUUAAAUAAAGAGCAGACCAGACCUCACUAUCAUGUAUGAAACUGAGAUAAUCUCCAGCGAGCCCACCAGCCCAACAUCAUCGUUCUACGGGGAAUCGUCCGACUCGUACUACCGCGUGGACCGGUGGCAGAAACUCCGAACUGCUGUCAGAAAGCUGGAGUUCUGGGAAAACUUCAGCUCCGAAUUGGCAGGAAGCGGGUUCUUUUCUAAAGUGUACAAGGUAACUCAUAACACCACUAGUAAAGUAAUGGUGGUAAAAAUUUACAAGAAAGAUGUUGACCAAGAUGUCAUUGUACGUGAGAUUAGUCUCCUCCAAAAACUCUCUCAUCCUAACAUUGUCAGAUAUCUUGGGGUUUGUGUUAAAGAAGAUAAACUCUAUCCUAUGCUUGAGUAUAUUAACGGUGGAUGCCUGGAAGAACUGCUAGCCAAUAAAGAAGUUAACCUGACUUGGAAGGAAAAAGUGGACCUUGCAUCAGACAUUACAAGAGGAAUGGUGUAUCUACACUCAAAGAAUAUAUAUCAUAGAGACUUAAACUCCAAGAAUUGUUUGAUUCGGGUAGCGCCACGUGGGAGAGAAGCCGUAGUCACUGACUUCGGGCUGGCACGGGAAGUGGUCGAGCUGCCCACAAAGGACUUGGACCGCAAGUUGUCCUUGGUGGGAUCUGCAUUUUGGAUGGCACCUGAAAUGUUACGAGGUGAACCUUACGACAGGAAGGUUGACGUUUUUUCCUUUGGUAUAGUAUUAUGUGAGAUACUUGGCAGAGUUCCAGCUGAUCCUGAAAUUCUACCCAGAACACAGGAUUAUGGGUUGAAUGCUGAAGCGUUUGAAGAAAUGGUGAAUGGCUGUCCAAAGCGGGUCCUGGAAGUAACUUUUAACUGUUGUAGGAUUGACGCCUUUAAGAGGCCAUCAUUCACUGAGUUACUGGACCAACUGGAGGAUGUAGCUGAAAGUUUGGAAACAAAUAAAGACCGUCAGAUGCCUGUGUGAAGCUGUCGUUGCUUAACUCUGCCACAGGGACUUGUGUGAGUGAUAGCAGUCAUUGUUAUCAUCAUACUAGUAAGAGAGGAUUUGUGAUCUACAGGCAUUGGAGAACUGUCAGCAAGGACUGACUUUCAGAUUCAAGUGAAAAUGCACAACAUCAGUUUAUUAAUACCUAUGGGGAGGAAUCUGUACUUCGGAGAAUUAUGUUGCUGACUUAAGCACUUCCUCCCUCUUUGGAAAUUAAGUUGAGAGAUAUAAAAUGGUUGCACAUUAUACGACUGUAGAUUUUGUAUUAUUACCUGAAGUCCAAAUUCCAGUAUCUUCAUGUAAUUGCAUUUGCAACAUGAUUCAAACUGGCAUUUUUUUUUGGAAACUGCCAAUACAAAUGUGGAUUAUGUGUUGCUGUGCAGUUAAGUGUUUACUUACAACACAGCAUUCCUUCUGGGCUGUAAUGUGCAUCUUUUAUAAUGCUUUGGAAAAGAAUACAUCUUUUCAGAGCUGACUAAUCUUUAUGUCAAUGAAUUUUCUGUGCAGACUUCUCACUAUGUACUCUAAUCAAAUUGCACUUAAUAUACUCUAGCUGUUUUUGAAUAAUUUCAAGCCAGAAUCAGAAUAUGUGGCAUGAUUCAGCAUUAAUUUUCCAUGGACAAUAUUUUCUGAAAACUUGUUUUUGCUCAAAACAAAGUUUCUACCAGAGUUAAACAGUAAUCUUUAGUGCACCAAGGCACAUUAAACUUUAAAUCCAGUAGUUCUCUAAGAAAGUGCCUCAUUUAUUGUAGAAAAAUUACAGCGGCUUUGAAUUCCCAAAUGGGUGUAUCGCUCUGUUCCUUGGAGAUUCAGACUUAAGCUCAGUAAAGCCAAUUUUGGGUAAGUCUCCCUGGAAUAGCAAAUGCUCAUGGGUUCAAUGUUUGAAUCUUGUGUUUAACAAUGAAUUAACCUUAACAAGUAACUCCUUGUCUUUACUGGUAUAAAUGUCCUGAAGUGGAUAACAUGGUGCCUGGAAGGCGAAUAAGAAACACAAAAUAAUCCUGAGACAAACUUCACAGUAUUCUUCAAAAGGACAUGUCAUUGUGAUGAAAUGUGUCUAGUUUUUAAUGAAAGAACAGUUCCUUAGUGUAUCAUACUGACAUUUUACUUUGCUUAGUAACACUACAGUUGGUAGCAUAAGAAUUAAUUAUCCCACCGUAAUGUGCAUAUUUUGGAAACUAAUUGCAUGGAAAAAUGAGUUUUUAUUUAAUUGGCUGACAGUGUUAAUUGAUGUCAGUAUUAUUCAUGCUGAUAAAUUAUCGCAAUUAACAUAGACGUCAAGUGAUCGAUUAUUUUCUCGCUGUCUAAGUACACUGUUAUGGUUCUGUUGAAAAUGACAGUGAUCUGCUGAAGUUGAGGACCCACUGCAGUCCCAAAGCCUUUUGUGGCCAAUAUUUCAUUAUGUGAUGAAUGGUAGCCAAUGUGUACAACAGAAGGAUAAUAGCCAAAUAUUUGUUUUGAAAGUUAAUGUUGGUUGAGGUAGAAAUAUUGGGGGAAAAAAACUAAUUAUCAGGUACUGCCAUGUAAUGUCUCCAGGUCUGGGACAAAUCAUUUUAAAUUAAUGGUACAAAUGUCUUCAGCAACUUUGAGCUCAGAAGGAUGAAGAGCAGUGAGAUUCCUGCCCUUGGCUUAUCGAUGCUGACUGUUUGGAACAUGUGCACGUGUGAACUGGACAAGGACCAGUAUAGGCUUAACUUGGAUGCUGUUGUGAAACUGUUGUAAUUUCUCACUUUCAGAAUGACCCAGACAUACCGACACUCAGUCAAGGUACAAAGACUAGUUACCAGUUGUUGUGAAUGGGAGCUGGCUUAUUUUAGACUCUUGGAGCGAAGCAGAUGAAGUACAAGAGAACUUGAGGACAGAUAGUGUUUUAAAUGUCAUUUAUUGGACAAGAGCAAUUGCAGCGUGAAUUACUGAGUGGAAGUCUGGAAGUACUUUCCUUGGCUUUCUUGGGCGCUGUUAAGUUCACAUUGCAAGAUACCUCAGCAAAGUGAUAAAUGUUUGUACAGGUUACAGAUGGAUUUUGAAUGCCCUGUUGCCAUGUUUGAUGCCCCCAAAUUUUUGGAUCACCUGACAGCAUUUCAGUUGGCUUAAAAGCAUUGCCAUUGUUGCUUUGGGUCAAUGUCUCUAUUGGGAUUAGUGAGGAUGUUAAUGCAUUAUUUUUCAUCACUGACUACUUACAAAUCUAACAGUUGAAAGUAAAGAACAGAAGUUGUAGUCCAGUUUCAUUGGCAACUCGGUGAUCUAACAUUAUGUUGAAUUAUUUCUCUUGUGCUAUCUGCCGUAGAACAAGUGCAAGUUAAAUGCUUUUAGAUAUCCCAAUGAUGAUUGUAAAACUAGAUCUGAAGUAUCUAAUAUGAUUUAUAGCAUGUUUUGUGACUCUUGUAAGGUACAAUAUGAACAUGGAAACAUUUCUUAAUUGCAGUAUUUUCUCCAAACAUUUGAUUUUGAGGCUGAAUUCCAGGUGAAAUAGAACUGUUUCCUUUUGGGUCAGGUUGACUUACCUGAUGGUGUUGGGUGAAACCUGGCAGAACAUAUUUUUAGACCUUGCUGAACUGACAAAACCUAAAAGCAACUGAUUUGUUUAAGAUAUUAGUUGAGACUUUGGCCUGGGGAUGUCCGAUGUGUUGUUCUGGAUGGCAGACCCACAUGCAUGGGUGCUGCAUUUGCUAGUGGUAGUGACUCCACGGUUAGAUUGAAAAGUCCUAGGAACUUCAUAGAACCUGGCUACUACAACCCCAAAGCUAAUGUGGAAAUUUGGAAAAGCCUUCUGCAAAGAUGCUUUGAGCUGGUGUUCUGCCCUUUUGUCUGCUGGUUUAGCACUGGCUUUGGGAAUAUCUUGUGUCUGCUCCUUCAAAGAGGAAAUCAAUACCAGAAAAUAAACAUCUCUUUUAAGCUUUAAUGGAUAUCUAACUGCAAGCCUAAAAUUAACAUGGGGAGUUCCUUUGACAUGUGGAAUCUGUAUAGGCCUUAAAAACCACCAGAGACUGGCUUAAAACUCAUAAAGCUCCUUAAUAUCAGAAAACAGCUUAAUGUUUCUAAGCAUAAAAUGCCUUAUAACCUAGCAGAAAGACCUGGAGAUUGAAUCAUGAAAGUGGUUGGAGAGAAUAAGAACCAAUGAGCAUUAAAGUGCUAUGUUCUUUGUGCUAUAUAGAGUUCAUUGUAAAAGAGUACUUAACUCGUUUGUUCUUUCUGCCAAGAAAUCUGUAUGUGUUUUUAUGUUACUUAUUUUAAAGAAUUUAUUCACACCUGGUUUUGUUUUAUUCUCCUUUCUGUGUUACAUUUGUUGAUAUCGAGGAUGUUUCUGAUACUUUAUGAGUGAAUGCUGCAUUUUUGUACAUAAUGUACAGUAGAAUUAUUGACAGAUGACAUGUAUAGAUUUGAUGGAUGCUUACUAAUUAAAGUAGGUGGCUUGAUCAAUACCUGCUGGCUUUGGAUGGUGCUAGAAUAUUGAGAAAACUGUUAUGCAGAUUUGAACAUGUCCAAACAACUUUUUUUAAAAGCUAAAAUAUGACUCUUGCAUUUGAAAACCUGAGCUCUUGAUGCUCUUUCUUUGGAAAAUGUUGGAUAAUGUAUAUUUUGUUAAGACAUAUAUUACUUUGUAGCCUCUGUUACUUUUUAAAAAAUCUAGUACAAGCUCCAGGCAAGGGCAACAAGGGGGUCAUUCACCCCAACAGUAUAAAGAUAGUUUAAAAACAAUAAAGUUUAAG